AGCGCGGUUGUGGCCGCCGACGCGCGGCUCAAGGGAACGGGAGUCUUCUCGGGCGUCCGGGAUCCCCUCGCACAGCUUCGCGGUGCCUCACCCGGCAAGUCGCAUGCGCACCCAGACUUGCUGGCGAAAGGGUGAGGGGAGGGGCGAUCAGAGAGCUCCGGCCAGCUGUCGGAGCCCGCGGGGGUCACAGACGACGCAUGCGCCGGGAGGGAGCGCAAUCACAGAGUCAGCUUGCGGCUACCGGUUUAAAAAAAGGAAACCCCGGAGCGCACGAGCGAAAUCUGGCCGCCAACUCGUGCGCACUCCUGUGAGAGGCGCUCCACUGGGUGGGCCCCGGGCCCUAAGUCCGCAGUGAAAGAAAAGCACAAGAAGUAAAGAAACUUUUAUCGUUAUUGUUCACUGGAGUUUUACACUAAUCCUCAAAAUCAGUUUACAGAAUUCUGAGACUAAUGGUUGGCUAUAGAGAAGAUUACGUUGAACUCACAAUUUUCUGAAGAAUCAGUUCAAAAGAUCCAAAAAGUACAAACGGAGAAGUACAAAUGUCUACCACAAGACGAAAACGUAAUAUGUUAUGUUGUUUACCGUAAGCUGUAGUAAAAUGAGCUCGAUUGUUGACAGAGAUGAUGGUAGUAUUUUUGAUGGUUUGGUGGAAGAAGAUGACAAGGACAAAGCAAAAAGAGUGUCUAGAAAUAAAUCCGAAAAGAAACGCAGAGAUCAAUUUAAUGUUCUUAUUAAAGAACUGGGAUCCAUGCUUCCUGGUAAUGCUAGAAAGAUGGACAAAUCCACUGUUCUACAGAAGAGCAUUGAUUUUUUACGAAAACAUAAAGAAAUUACUGCACAGUCAGAUGCUAGUGAAAUUCGACAGGACUGGAAGCCGACAUUCCUUAGUAAUGAAGAGUUUACACAAUUAAUGUUAGAGGCUCUUGAUGGUUUUUUUUUAGCAAUCAUGACAGAUGGAAGUAUAAUAUAUGUGUCUGAGAGUGUAACUUCAUUACUUGAACAUUUACCAUCUGAUCUUGUGGAUCAAAGUAUAUUUAAUUUUAUCCCAGAGGGGGAACAUUCAGAGGUUUAUAAAAUACUGUCUACUCAUCUGCUGGAAAGUGAUUCAUUAACUCCUGAAUAUUUGAAAUCAAAAAAUCAGUUAGAAUUUUGUUGUCAUAUGCUUCGAGGAACAAUAGACCCAAAGGAACCAUCUACCUAUGAAUAUGUGAAAUUUAUAGGAAAUUUCAAAUCUUUAAACAAUGUAUCCACUUCAGCACACAAUGGUUUUGAAGGAACUAUACAGCGUACACACAGACCUUAUGAAGAUAGAGUUUGUUUUGUAGCUACUGUCCGGUUAGCUACACCUCAGUUUAUCAAGGAAAUGUGCACUGUCGAAGAACCUAAUGAAGAAUUUACAUCUCGACAUAGUUUAGAAUGGAAGUUUCUAUUUCUAGAUCACAGGGCACCACCCAUAAUAGGAUAUUUGCCAUUUGAAGUUUUGGGAACAUCUGGCUAUGAUUACUAUCAUGUGGAUGACCUAGAAAAUUUGGCAAAAUGUCAUGAGCACUUAAUGCAAUAUGGAAAAGGCAAAUCAUGCUAUUAUAGGUUCCUGACCAAAGGGCAACAGUGGAUUUGGCUUCAAACUCAUUAUUAUAUCACUUAUCAUCAGUGGAAUUCAAGGCCAGAGUUUAUUGUUUGUACACAUACUGUAGUAAGUUAUGCAGAAGUUAGGGCUGAAAGACGACGAGAGCUUGGCAUUGAAGAGUCUCUUCCUGAGACAGCUGCUGAUAAAAGCCAAGAUUCUGGGUCUGAUAAUCGUAUAAACACAGUCAGUCUCAAGGAAGCAUUGGAAAGGUUUGAUCAGAGCCCAACCCCUUCUGCUUCCUCCCGGAGUUCAAGAAAAUCAUCUCACACAGCAGUCUCAGACCCUUCCUCAACACCAACAAAGAUUCCAACAGAUACCAGCACUCCUCCCAGACAGCAUUUACCAGCUCAUGAAAAGAUGGCACAAAGGAGGUCAUCAUUUGGUAGUCAGUCCAUAAAUUCGCAGUCUGUUGGUCAGUCUUUAACACAGCCAGUGAUGUCUCAAGCUGCAAAUUUACCAAUUCCACAAGGCAUGUCCCAGUUUCAGUUUUCAGCUCAAUUAGGAGCCAUGCAACAUCUGAAAGACCAGCUGGAGCAACGGACCCGGAUGAUAGAGGCAAAUAUUCAUCGGCAACAAGAAGAACUAAGAAAAAUUCAAGAACAGCUUCAAAUGGUCCAUGGUCAAGGGCUGCAGAUGUUUUUGCAACAGUCAACUUCUGGAUUGAAUUUUGGUUCUGUUCAACUUUCUGGAAAUUCAUCUAACAUCCAGCAACUCACACCUAUAAAUAUGCAAGGCCAGGUUGUUCCUACUAACCAGAUUCAAAGUGGAAUGAAUACUGGCCAUAUUGGCACAACUCAGCACAUGAUUCAACAACAGACUUUACAAAGUACUUCAACUCCGCAGAGUCAACAAAAUGUUCUGAGUGGGCACAAUCAACAAACAUCACUGCCCAGUCAGACCCAGAGCACUCUCACAGCCCCACUGUAUAACGCUAUGGUGAUUUCUCAGCCGGCAGCAGGGAGCAUGGUCCAGAUUCCAUCUAGUGUGCCCCAGAACAGUACACAGAGCACUGCAGUAACUACUUUCACUCAGGACAGACAGAUAAGAUUUUCUCAAGGUCAGCAACUUGUGACCAAAUUAGUGACUGCUCCUGUAGCCUGUGGAGCAGUCAUGGUACCUAGCACUAUGCUUAUGGGGCAGGUGGUGACUGCCUAUCCUGCCUUUGCUGCACAACAGCAGCAGUCACAGACAUUGUCAGUAACGCAGCAGCAGCAGCAGCAGCAGCAGGGUUCCCAGGAACAGCAGCUUCCUUCUGUUCAGCAACCAUCUCAGGCGCAGCUGACCCAAGCACCACAGCAGUUUUUACAGACUUCUAGGUUGCUCCAUGGGAAUCCUUCGACUCAGCUCAUCCUCUCAGCUGCAUUUCCACUACAACAGAGCACUUUCCCUCAGUCACAUCACCAGCAACACCAGUCUCAGCAGCAGCAGCAACUUAAUCGGCAUAGGACUGACAGUUUGACUGACCCUUCCAAGGUCCAGCCACAGUAGCACAUUUGCCUCCUGUCUGCUCUCACAGGAGGAAGGGGUUGGCCCAGAGUUGCCAUGAUGAUCCGAGGAUAGGAGGAAGAGUUCCAGCAGCUUCAGGAGAUGCAGUAAUGAGUGUUCUAGUUCUUGGAAUUAAUUGACAGGGAAAAUGCUGCCUAGUGCUACAGAUGUACAUUUAAUACCAGCCAGCAGGAGGUGAUCAUAGGGAAAUAGCCAAUUCUGACAGUGUUUUCAUUGCCCAGAUACUUUUUGAUGGAAAGAAUAUAUUGCCAAAUAUUAAGAAGUUCAGCUAUGAAACAUGACCUCCAGUGAAUCAGCAAGACACCAACGAUGUUAGUAACUUUUAGUGGGUCUGUGCCUGUUAUCAAGUGUUACAGAGGACACACCGCUGCCAUGUCAGGGGUUUGCUUACAAUGAUGCCAUGAAGACAGUCCAGUAGACUCAGUAGAACACCCCUCCUCCCAUUUCAGAUAAUGAUGGAACAAUAAUUAUUUUCAGAAUGUUGUGUGGGUUAAAAUGCUCUGUUGUACAGAUGCUGUAAAAACUAUUAUGUAUGUAUCUGGAUAAAAGGAGAGGAAGCAAAACACUUUGUAUGCUGCAUGGAAGCAUUAUCUCUUCCUUAUAGGUAUGAGUAAGUUUCCUUAGAUUCUGACAUCAUGUGCAAACUAAUCCAUCCUCUGUUUUCCCUUUUGUUUACAACAUGAUAGUGUUCUCUACACUUUUCUGGGGCACAAGUCCUUGUUCAUACUUUAGCUGUGAUGUCAAGUUUGUUCAGUGAGGUAUGAUGUGCUGCUGGGAAUGGAUUUUUUUUUCAGGUCAAGUUAUUGAUACAAGAGGAUUUUCAAGUUAACUCAGAAAUAUCCCUCAUUUCAUUAUUUUUCAAUUAUAUUUGUUUGAAAAUAGGAUAUGCACUGCAUUAUUUUAGAUGGUUGGGAAUUUUGUUCACAUAUUUUGAUACAGUUCAUAGUUGGAAAUAUUUGUGUAAAUGGUUUUCAGCAAGCCUGAAAGUAAUUUCAAGAAUGUUUCAAGUUGAGUAAAAUUUGCACAUAAAACACAUUUUUAGGCACUUUUUAACAUUCUCAAUGGUGGAAAUUUUAACUUUUAGAAUAUGUUGGAAUCUUUUUAUUAUCCUUCACAAUUUCAAUGCUUCUUUUAGUCAGUAAUGAUUCAGGGUUAUUUGAGGGGGGAAAAAACCCCAUAGUGCCUUGAUUUUAAUUCAGGUGAUAAUUCACCAUCUUGAACUCACUGUCUGGUUUCAGUAGCAAUUUUGAAACCUUAGUGCAUUUUUAACAGCAUGUGAGUGUUAUUAUUCUCCUAAGUUCCUAAGAAGACUGUUUUGAGUCUCUUGGACUAGAGAUUUGAUGACAUCCUAGCAGUAUCAACAUCAUUAACAUGAUCCCCAAAUUGUUUUCCUAAAUUAGCAUCUUAACUUCCUACAAAGAUAAAUAGUCCAUUUAAGAAUUUUCAGUAAAUAUUUGCUUAAUACAAACCUGAUAGUCUUACAAAGGAAAAAUGAGUAGGAAUUAGCUUUGCCUUCACUGUAAUACUAGAGUAUUGUAACUCACUUGCUUUCUAAACAUGAACUAAGAUUUCACUUGGCAACAUCAUAUUCCAAAGGUAAUAAAUUCCAACAGAAGUUACAUACAUUUUUUAAAGCCCAUUUUACAGAUUUUAUGGUACUAAUAAUGAAAUUCACAUCUACCAAGUAAAGGGAAAUUAAUGGAAAAUGUCUUAUUAGUGUAUCAAAAAUUUUUACUGAGGAAAGGGAGGACAAGUUGUAAUAAAUCAAAAUUGACCUUAAAAGAAAAUGUAUAACUCUAACAAAGGUUGUGAUACAGAAAAGGUUUUGAGUAAUGGAAAUGCCUAAUACAGAAUUGCUAGGUAAAGGGGUCAGAGGAAUUAUAAGGCAAAUAAUCUUAAAGCUUUCCUGUCCUCAGCUUUACUAUUAACCUUAAGGGAUAUACUUUGUCUUUCUGUAGAAAACUACCUGGCCACACACUUAAAUUAGAAAAUUAACUGAAAAUUUUAUUUUCUUGAAAAAGAAAAUAAAACCACCAAAGAAAGCUGGUACUACCCGUCUACAAAAGGAGCAUCACUAGACACCAGUCAGGUCAGUCUUCUAGCUAAACAAUGAUCCAGAAGAGAUUUCUGACAUUCUUGUGAAUGUCAGAAUAGUUGUUAGAAUAUGUAUGAAUAUGAGAUACAUGUACGCAGACCAAACUCACGUGGUAGAAUAUGGCAACAGCAGUGUUCUUCUCCUCUCUUCCAAUUGCCUUUCUUGACCAUGCCAUAUAUAUAAGUUGUGCCUCCUUUAUUUAUUGGCAUAUCUAGUGGUAUGUAUCUAGCUAACAGAAUAUUAAGAACUAUAUUAUAUUAAAACUUAACCCUUAAAUACCACAGUUAAAAAAGAUGGUUAACAGUGAGUACUAUGUACUUAAUAGAAGCAAAGCAUAAGACACACCAUAAGGUAAAUCUGUAGACUAUUUAUUUACUCAUGUUCUCCUCUACCUGGUCCUUGCAAGCACUUUCCAUCUCCACAAAUAUUUUGGAAAGAAAAUUAAGACAAAAUUUUCCUUAAUAAUUACUGUUUUUCCUUCACAGCUUUUUUUUUUCCUGCUUAGAAUUAACAAUUGGUAAAUUUAAAGGAAAAGCUAGCUGCUUUUCCUUUGCUGUCAGUAUAAAGUGUUGUGUUAGAAGAGCUAGUAAGCACCAGCUGCCUCUUUUAGUUCCUUAACUGUUUUUCUCCUCCUUUUGAACUUGAGUCACAAAGCUUGUCCGUCCCCUCCCCCAUGGAGACGUGAGCAUUCAAGUGAAGGUGCAGAAAUUGCAUAUUCUUCAUGUUUUUGUAGCCAAAAUUGUUCAUUUAAAACCCCAAAUCUAAAACACAAAAAGAUACCAAAUAGACUUUUCAGCUACUUAAAAAUCUGUCUUCCCUCUGUCUUUCUGUCACAGAUACUCGGUUUUUCUUAAAAAACCUUUUAUUCUGGGUGGCACUUUUUCAGUAUGCAAGAAACUGUUAAAGGCAAGGAAAAAGGCUCAUUGCUCUGCAGUUUAUCUUGCUUUGGACUGCUGUGGCACUGGGUAUUGUUUAGCAGCUAGAAGAGAGAAUUACAAAGAUUAGUGAAGUUGCUGCUGAGGGUGGUAUCAAACCAGAACCUAGACACUAAAAAUACUCCAUUUUUAGAGUGGACAAUAUUGGAGGAAAAGUGAAUGUGGGGGGCAGAGGAGAGUAAGUACAUAAAUACUACAGUUCAGUCUAUCACCUCCGUCCUUAGUUGAUGGGGUACUUUUAGAGUCCUGUGCUUUGCUUUGUCACUUAAAUCUGGCUCAGGAAUGUAAUAGUAAUAAAUGGAUGCCAGUAAUUUUGAAUAGUUACAGAAUACUCAGUGCAGAAUAGUGAAAAUGUUGUUUGGAUUCUUCAGAAGUGCUGUGGUUGCUGGUCAUUGCCUUAAAGCAGUCUGCUUGAAGUUAGUUAUAAACAGCACCGAUGCAGUCCAUCUGUAUGAAAAGGGCAUGUUUUGAAGGGGGAUGAGCCCCUUGUUCAAGAAGCCUUAGAACGGGACACUUAAGAUAGAACGGUUUCCCCUGUUCUAGGUGAAGAUUCUUUUAAACUGGGUAUCACUCAAUGUGUUUUAAAAUGUUUCUGCUUCAUUGAGGCAGACAUUUUAAGGGGAAUUCAAGUAGCAUUUUACCCUAGUAUUGCUUGUUUCUACUCUCUUCUUCCUCUGUAUUUCUUUGGCAAGCACAUGAGUUUGUCGAUAAACAUUUGUAUAAAACUAUGAUUCUAGUCUGUAGCCUUUCCAAUAUCUGUGACCCUGGUCUUGGUCCCAUGGGAGUCAGUGUUGGAAGGCAUAAACACUGGAUAUUAAUAUUACUGAGUGAAUCUAGCCAGAAGUGAGUUGACUGGAAUUUUAAAUGGUAAAGAAACAGCACAAAGGCACUUGCCGUUUUAAUUGAUUGGAGAAAGACAACAUUUUAAGUUUGUUUGGAAUGGGUGAUCAUUGUUCUAAAAGGAGCUUCUGAAGUAAUUGCAAAGGAAAGAGUUGACUAUUUUUAUAGCAUAUUUAAUAUAUUUGUAUAUAACUAUGAGUAGAGUAGGAACCCUUCACCUGCCUCCCACUUUUCUAAUUUACUCCCCUUUUGCCAUAGCGCUAGUAUAGCCUCAUCCGCAUGGGUAAUGUGCCUAUUGUCAGCCUACCAAAAGAUAGUGCUGCUGCUUUUCUGAGACAGGUGAGAAGACCCAACUCUCAUGCCUGGGGAUCCUUUAUAUGAGGAAUAGCACACACUUUUAAAACAACAUACCACAGUCUGAAAGCAUUAGUUUGAAAAUGUAACAAGCACUUUAUUGCAAUUACUCACUUUGAUAAAGUUUAUCAUCUUAGGCAUUAACCAUUUCUAAAGGAUCCCCAAAUCAUCACAUUAGGUGAACUUAUAAUGACCCAUUUCUGAGAAAUGUUUCGAUCUAGUGAACCGUAGGUUUAUGGGAGUGAUUUCAAGUAGCCAAAUGAACUUUGAAUUUCGUUUUGAAUGUGGUAGAGUCAAGAGAUUAUAGAUGACUACUUUCCAUUUACACACUUUUGUAAACCUAUCUUGCCUGUUUUGUGGACACCAAAAGAGACCAGUGAACCUGUUUAUUUCCAGAAGUCUAGGAAAAAUGUAUCAGUGUGAGUAGAUUGUAGAAAACGAACCUAAAAAUGACUGGUCAUAAUAUAGAAUACAAUCAUUUCAAGAAUUAUCCUGAGUGUUUUAACUGUCCUGAAAUGUUGGCAUGUCAUUUCAGCAUUUUCAUUUGAAUUGUUCUUGUAAUAUUUUUGCACAGAAGGACUGAAAAAAUACUUUUUGAAGAAAAGGAAAAAAAUUUAUAAUUUGGUCUUUUUUAAUGUCUCCUGUGGCCACACUGGAGAUGAAUUUUGUUGGUAUAGUUAUUAAUUCAGGAUAUUUAAAAGUGUUGAAUAGCUCACAAGAAGUUAAGCAAACCUGGAGAUAUUUAAAAAUUAAAAUAUUUUCUUUCCAUG
Choloepus didactylus (southern two-toed sloth) is the source of this 8127-nucleotide messenger RNA. It is a transcript of the gene CLOCK, whose product is annotated as clock circadian regulator. NCBI's taxonomy places the organism in Eukaryota, Metazoa, Chordata, Mammalia, Pilosa, Megalonychidae. The record is from RefSeq and is a predicted model, not a curated record. Gene Ontology annotation, biological process: regulation of transcription by RNA polymerase II; circadian regulation of gene expression. Gene Ontology annotation, molecular function: protein dimerization activity; DNA-binding transcription factor activity, RNA polymerase II-specific; E-box binding. Gene Ontology annotation, cellular component: nucleus; CLOCK-BMAL transcription complex; cytoplasm. The coding region runs from base 572 to 3115 and encodes 847 amino acids. The transcript has 23 exons.